Messenger RNA from Harmonia axyridis, 2502 nucleotides. RefSeq names its product acetylcholine receptor subunit alpha-like (gene nAChRa3). Gene Ontology annotation, cellular component: neuron projection; postsynaptic membrane; synapse. The transcript is spliced from 12 exons. The coding region runs from base 256 to 2013 and encodes 585 amino acids. NCBI's taxonomy places the organism in Eukaryota, Metazoa, Arthropoda, Insecta, Coleoptera, Coccinellidae. Gene Ontology annotation, molecular function: transmembrane signaling receptor activity; acetylcholine-gated monoatomic cation-selective channel activity. The record is from RefSeq and is a predicted model, not a curated record. Gene Ontology annotation, biological process: monoatomic ion transmembrane transport; regulation of membrane potential; nervous system process.
CCGGCGCCGUGGGUUCAGUUCGCACGUUUUCCCAGUCUGUCGUCUAUGGCGGUUCGCGGUCUCAGAACAGAUCCUGAGUGUUGCGAAAAAAGUGCUAACGACAGAGGAGAUGUCUGGUGUUGUUAUUCUUUGGAAUUUCACUCUGAAAUUCGCGUUUUGAAUUCGAUUUCGGUUUGGCACGUUGGAGGUUCCGACUUGGAGGGAUAUUGAGUACAAAACUACGUCAUGAGGGAAUGAUGUGGCACCGGAGCAAAGAUGAAGAGCUUGUUUGGGAUAUUAUGGAUAGUCUUGGUGCUUGUCUCAGGAUAUUCCGGUAAUCCAGAUGCCAAACGUCUCUAUGAUGACCUCCUUUCAAAUUACAAUAAAUUGGUACGUCCCGUUGUCAAUGUCAGCGAUGCCCUUCAAGUCAAGAUUAAGCUCAAGUUAUCUCAACUCAUUGAUGUUAAUCUCAAGAAUCAAAUUAUGACAACGAAUCUUUGGGUUGAGCAGGUGAGCAUACUGCAACAAACUAAUAUUUUUUUAUCAGUGCAUAUCAUGUUGGCUUUCAAAUUUCAUUUUCUACGUUUACAGACAUGGUAUGACUAUAAACUUCAAUGGGACCCAAAGGAAUACGGUGGCGUUGAGAUGCUACAUGUACCUUCCGAUCAUAUUUGGAGGCCAGAUAUUGUCCUCUACAACAAUGCCGAUGGCAACUUCGAGGUAACACUGGCUACAAAAGCGACUCUGAACUAUACAGGGCGUGUAGAAUGGCGUCCUCCCGCUAUUUACAAAUCAUCAUGCGAAAUUGACGUCGAAUUUUUUCCAUUUGACGAACAAACAUGCGUUAUGAAGUUCGGUUCUUGGACUUACGAUGGAUUUCAGGUAGACCUUCGACACAUGGAUGAGAUGAAAGGAUCGAACGUUGUGGAUAUUGGUAUCGAUUUGACGGAGUUUUACACGUCUGUGGAAUGGGAUAUUUUGGAGAUACCGGCUGUAAGGAACGAAAAAUUUUACACUUGCUGUGAUGAACCCUACCUUGAUAUCACUUUUAACAUAACGAUGCGAAGGAAGACCCUUUUUUACACCGUCAACUUGAUUAUUCCUUGUAUGGGUAUAUCUUUCCUCACCGUUCUCGUGUUCUACCUACCAUCUGACAGCGGGGAAAAGGUCAGUUUAUCCAUAUCUAUUUUAUUGUCCUUGACUGUGUUCUUCCUAUUGCUGGCUGAAAUAAUCCCCCCAACUUCGUUGGUUGUCCCACUCCUUGGGAAAUUCGUCCUUUUCACAAUGAUUCUAGAUACAUUCAGCAUAUGCGUGACAGUGGUGGUUCUGAAUGUACAUUUUCGCUCUCCGCAAACACAUAUAAUGGCACCAUGGGUGAAAAGAGUGUUCAUUCAUAUCCUUCCUAGGCUACUAGUUAUGAGAAGGCCUCAUUACCAAGUAGACAGAAGAACGAUAACAUCUAACCCACGAAGAGUAAUGAUAAGAACCUGUAACGGCCUAGAGCUUAGAGAACCUGGAAUGUUUUGCGACUCUGAAUAUUUAGAAGAAAUUGACAUUUUUCCCGGUACUGGCUCAACAGAUGAACUCACACCAAGAGAACUGGAGGCUAGUAGCUUGACUCAGUGUCGAAUACACGGCAUGACUCCUCCACCAAAUCUUGCCUUUCAUAUAAGCGAACAAAAUAUGGAGCAAGAUAUUCUCCUAGGUGGUGCCUGCCUAAAGGACAACUCGAGUUGUACGUCCGAUAUUUGGCAUCACUGUCCAGAAGUGCACAAAGCGAUAGAUGGCGUGAGGUUCAUAGCUGAUCACACCAGAAGAGAAGAAGAGUCGACCAAGGUAAAGGAGGAUUGGAAAUAUGUAGCAAUGGUACUGGAUCGUCUAUUUUUAUGGAUUUUUACCCUUGCAGUACUCGUUGGGACAGCAGGAAUCAUUCUCCAAGCUCCAACAUUAUAUGAUACAAGAGUACCAAUCGAUUUAAGAUUAUCGGAAAUUGCCACAACAACAGGAAAGCCUCACGUUGUCUCUUAUCUCUGAAGGGAUUCAAGAGAUUUAUCCGCUACUUCAAGUUUUUGAUGUUGACAUGUUGACUUGAUAGUUUGAAAACACGAAUGCCCAAGUUAAUGCCGAAAGUCCUAGUGCUACUUUGAUAAUUUAGAAUGCCAGUGCUCUAAUUCGAAGAAAUAAUAAAGAUUCGCAAAAAUACAUCUUGAUCUGAUUUUUAUAAUUACCUAAUCUGGAAUCAUAGAUUAUAUCGAUUCACAUAAAGACUCUUUUUCUUCAGAAUAAUUCAUGCAAAAUAUUGAAUUUUUAGUCUUUUCGAAUAAUCUAUACUUCCUAAUAGUAAUCAAAGAUGUUGUUUCAUAUAUUUUAGUCUAUAUAUUGUAUAGUAGUCUUAUAACAUUUUUUAAUCUCCCCACUGGAAGCACAAGAAGAAAUUUUCUAUUGUCUGAAUCCGUCUUUAAUAAUUGUGUUCGAAUUCCACUUAGCAAAUAAAUAUUAUGAAACAUUGUAAUAUGAAUUAAA